GUUUUAGAUUAGCUGAAGCAUCUUCAAUAAAUUGGCUGUCUUCGGCUGUCAGUUUAUUAGCAACUUAUCAGCUUAGUUGUCAAGAUGGGUGGCUGUUGGUCAUGUGUGGCCUGCAGGUCUCACCCAGAGGCAGAACCAAAGGAUGAAGAUGAAGAGGGGGCACUGACAGGUCAUCCCAUAAACCCAACCCAUGUUGCACCAUUUUCUGGUGGACUCCCCAAUGUUUUGGGGGACACUCUGGGGAAAGAGCUCCUUGAGGAACCCUCCAUGCCAGAACCCCUUCCAGCACCUCGCAUCACCAACAACAUCCUGGGCGAAGUGCUCAUUGAGGAACCCUCCAUGCCAGAACCCCUUCCAGCACCUCACAUCAACAACGACAUCCUGGAGGAAGAGCUCACUGAGGAACCCUCCGUGCCAGAACCUCUUCAAGCACCUGACAUGACCAAUGACAUCCUGGAGGUAAAGCUCACAGAGGAACUCUCCGUGCCAGAACCUCUUCCAGCACCUCACAUCACCAACAACAUCCUGGAGGAAGAGCUCAUUGAGGAAACCUCAAUGCCAGAACCCCUUCCAACACCUUGCAUCACCAAUGACCUACUGGGGAAAGUGCUCAUUGAGGAUACCUCAGUGCUAGGUCCUUCCAUCCUCACAGACACUCCAAAGGAAGCAGCUUCUGUGUCAGAGCCCUUACUAGAGCCUUCCAUUGCUGAUAAUUAUCUUCAGCAAGAAGUAGAACUCCUCAAAGGGUUACAGUAUGACAAUGUCCAGCAGCAACUGAGGGUUCGCCGCAUUUCCCAACAGUUCCCUCGUUCUCUCUGGGCCAUCAACCUGCAAAUCGGACACAUGCGGACAAGGCUCAUCCACAGUGAAGUUUGGCUGCAGCAGUGGGAAAGGGAAGAUGUUCCUGCAGGCCCUGCUGCACUUCUCCAGCCCUCUGGGUCUGAUUCAUCAUUGUCCUCUACCUCUCUGGAGGUUGCCUCCAUCCCACCAUCCACGUCCAUCCUCUUCCCUCCUCCUGUAUCCCUCUCCACCUCCUCCUCCCCCCCCUCCUCUGGAGCCAGACCUCAGCAAUGUAAAAGAAACUCUGCAGAGUUUGGUAGAGAUGCAGGUCCAUCAGCUGCGUGACCGCCAAAGAGACCUCCGCGGCUGCCAGGAAUGCUUACAAAGCUUCAAGGCACUGAGGGAACAAUUGAGGCGGCUAAGGAGCAGACUGGCCAGGGUGGAAGCCACUAUGGGGAUCGUAGUUCCUCCAAGGGAGCUGGACGUUGCUGAGGAAGAAGGGGAAGGCAGAUUAAAAGAGACAACUGUGCUACUAUUUACAUAAGUAGCAAUAAAAUGCUGUGUAUAUAUUUUUUAAAAAUUAAAUAUUUGUUUUAAUAGGAUGUAGAGACAGAACAGCAAUAAAACUUGCAUAUUUAUUGUUUAAAAAAAUAAAAUGUUUUAUUUUAA
This is a messenger RNA of Hemicordylus capensis (graceful crag lizard), 1449 nucleotides long. RefSeq lists its product as uncharacterized. Bases 85 to 1125 code for a protein of 346 amino acids. The transcript has 7 exons. The record is from RefSeq and is a predicted model, not a curated record. Lineage: Eukaryota; Metazoa; Chordata; Lepidosauria; Squamata; Cordylidae.